Molecule: messenger RNA, 333 nt
Organism: Gloeophyllum trabeum ATCC 11539
Lineage: Eukaryota; Fungi; Basidiomycota; Agaricomycetes; Gloeophyllales; Gloeophyllaceae
Exons: 1
Biological process (GO): rRNA processing; ribosomal large subunit assembly
Cellular component (GO): preribosome, large subunit precursor
Molecular function (GO): ATP hydrolysis activity; ATP binding
Source: RefSeq, a predicted model, not a curated record
CUAUUUGAGUGGGUCGACGGACCUCUGGUUCAGGCAAUGCGUCAGGGGGACGCGAUGCUUCUCGACGAGAUAUCCUUGGCGGAUGACUCCGUUUUAGAGCGCCUCAAUAGCGUGUUAGAACCGGGUCGAACAAUUGUAUUGGCAGAGAAGGGCGGCGAAGAUAUUGACCAGCCUGUCGUCAAAGCUGCUGAGGGUUUCAAGCUCGUUGCGACCAUGAACCCCGGAGGGGACUACGGCAAGAAGGAGCUAUCCCCUGCUUUGAGGAACAGAUUUACGGAGAUUUGGGUCCCGCCUGUCAGCGAGCGUCGUGACCUCGAGCAGAUAAUCGACAAC